CAACUCCUUCUUCAACAAUAUUCAUAUAUACAACUCUCCCCAUCAACUUAACUCACACAACUUCACUACACAAUCCCUCAUCUUCUCCUUCAAAUGGGAUCCUUAGAAUUAUCCAAGGCUCACAAAUUGAAGGAAGAAGAAUACACAUGUGAUGGAAGUGUUGAUUUUCAUGGACAACUUGCAAUUCGAGACCGAACUGGAAAAUGGUCUGCUGGGACCAUCAUACUAUUGAAUCAAGGUCUAGCGACGCUAGCAUUUUUCGGGGUGGGAGUGAAUCUGGUGUUGUUCCUAACUCGCGUGCUGCAGCAAGACAACGCGGAAGCAGCUAACAGCGUGAGCAAAUGGACCGGGACUGUCUACAUAUUCUCUCUUGUUGGUGCUUUCCUUAGUGACUCUUAUUGGGGAAGAUAUAAAACUUGUGCCAUAUUUCAGUCCAUAUUUGUCAUUGGUCUAGUGCUCUUGUCACUAUCCACACAGGUCUUCUUGCUCAAGCCCGGGGGGUGUGGGGAUGAGAACACGAAAUGCAACACGCAUUCGAGUUGGGAGCUGGGGCUUUUCUACAUCUCUAUAUACAUGGUUGCUCUUGGCAAUGGCGGCUACCAGCCCAACAUAGCUACAUUUGGUGCUGAUCAAUUCGAUGUAGAGGAUCCGAUUGAGGGAUAUUCGAAAGUGGCCUUCUUCAGCUACUUCUACCUUGCAUUGAACCUUGGCUCGCUCUUCUCCAACACUAUAUUGGGAUACUUUGAGGACGAAGGCCUGUGGGCGCUGGGCUUCUGGGCCUCCACGGCCUCUGCCACCCUCGCGCUCCUCCUCUUCCUCGGAGGCACCAAGCGUUACCGCCAUUUCAAGCCCAGUGGCAAUCCCCUCUCCCGCAUUUCCCAGGUCUUGGUCUCUGCCACAAAGAAGUGCAGUGUGAGGAUCCCACAGGGCGAGGACGCCAACUUGUACGAGACCGAGGGGUCCAAGAAUGGUGGCCGGAAGAUGCUCCACACGCAGGGGAUCAAAUUCUUGGACAGGGCAGCAUUUGUGACACAGCAAGAUCUCGACGAGCUGAAGCAGAAUGAGUCCAACAACCCGUGGCGCCUCUGCCCCAUCUCCCAAGUGGAGGAGGUGAAGUGCAUACUGAGGCUGCUCCCCAUCUGGCUCUGCACCAUAAUCUACUCCGUCGUCUUCACGCAGAUGGCCUCCCUCUUUGUCGAGCAGGGCGAUGCCAUGAACACGCAGAUCUCCAACUUCCGGAUCCCUGCUGCAAGCAUGUCCAGCUUCGACAUCCUCAGCGUGGCCCUCUUCAUAUUCCUAUACAGGAGGGUGGUCGACCCCAUCGUGCGCAGGGUGAGGAAGGACUCCAAUGGGCUCACCGAGCUCCAGAGGAUGGGGAUUGGCCUCGUGAUCGCGGUGAUGGCAAUGGUCUCGGCCGGGAUAGUCGAGUGCUACAGGCUGAAAUAUGCAAGAAAGGACUGCAAACACUGCCAAGGGUCGAGCUCCUUGAGCAUAUUCUGGCAGGUCCCGCAAUACGCUCUGAUAGGGGCAUCGGAGGUGUUCAUGUACGUGGGGCAGCUGGAGUUCUUCAACGCUCAGGCACCCGAUGGGCUGAAGAGCUUCGGGAGCGCGCUGUGCAUGACAUCCAUCUCGCUGGGGAACUACGUGAGCAGCCUGCUGGUGUCAAUAGUGAUGAAGAUAUCGACAGUGGACAACAUGCCCGGGUGGAUACCGGGGAACCUCAACAAGGGGCAUCUGGAGAGGUUCUACUUCCUCCUCGCGGGGCUAACGGUCAUUGAUCUCAUGAUAUACAUAGCGUGUGCGUCGUGGUACAAGAGCAUGAAGUUCACAGGGAAGGGUGAAGGGGAAGAUGAUGAGGAUUAUGAGGUGUAAUACAUCAUCUAACUUGUGUAGCAACUCUGCCUCACUCAAUCAGGGGAUGAUUUUAUCCAAGUCACGCUUUGUUUGUACUCAAGAAUUGGAGAAGAGAAGAGAUUCGUCGUCUGCGACUCAUGUGCCUACGGCUUGAAAUCAAGGGCAACUUGUGACAAGGCUCUUUAAUUUGGUUCCACAAUUGAUGUGCUGCUCUCAUGAAAAUAAUUAUGCAACUUCUUUAACAGAUGUCUAUGUGUAUUUUGAUGCUAACUAAGCUUCUUUAUCAUAUUUA
This is a messenger RNA of Salvia hispanica, 2146 nucleotides long. Its product is annotated as protein NRT1/ PTR FAMILY 7.3-like. The record is from RefSeq and is a predicted model, not a curated record. Gene Ontology annotation, cellular component: membrane. Gene Ontology annotation, molecular function: transmembrane transporter activity. Gene Ontology annotation, biological process: transmembrane transport. Lineage: Eukaryota; Viridiplantae; Streptophyta; Magnoliopsida; Lamiales; Lamiaceae.